This is a messenger RNA of Striga asiatica, 564 nucleotides long. Lineage: Eukaryota; Viridiplantae; Streptophyta; Magnoliopsida; Lamiales; Orobanchaceae. The record is from the annotation of a GenBank genome assembly.
AUGUCGGACGUGAUUCCGUGGAUCGAGUGGAUGGAUAUUGGCGGGUACUUGAUAGCUAUGAAGACGACGACAGAAGACAUUGAUCGAGUCCUCGAAAAUUGGCUCCAAGAACGCAUGCUCGUUAAAAACGAGGAUGAUUGUUCGAAUUCGAAUCUCAUGGAUGUAAUGAUUUCCGAGCUAAACGAGAACUAUGUUGUCGAGGGACACGACCGAAACUUGGGCGACACCGUAGUAUGGGCCGUCUCGUUGCUUCUUAACAACGUGCGCGUGCUACAAACGGCCGGUCCAAGAACCAGACAUCAAGAAACUAAACUAUCUACAAGCGGUCGUGAAGGAAACACUGCGGCUUUGCCCGCCGGGUCCACUAGCCGGGCCUCGUCAGGCGUUGGAAGACGGGUAUAUCGGCGGGCCCCGAUUGGUGGGCACAAAUGUCCGGGCGUGGACUUUGCUUUGCUCGUCGUGCAUUUGGCACUUGCUCGAUUGCUUCAAGCAUUCGAUUUGUCGAAACCGACAGGUGCAGCUGUUGACAUGAUUGAAGCUAACGGGUUAGCCCUGCCCAAAUAG